GGCAACCCAGACACACGGAACUGAACCGCUCAAUCAAAUCUUCGGAAGCAUGUGACGUAACAUGGCCAAUAAGCUGUCAGUAAUCCCCCGGUUAUUGUAGCGGGAAACUUUAUGAUAAACAGUAUCGUUCCAAAAACAAUGUGAACAUUAAAUGAUUUACAGCAUAUUCAUUUUCCAACUCCUUCUGUAUGGUGAAUUAUGGCUCAUAGACUGACUAAAGAGGAGCUGGAUCAGCAGUUUGAACAGUUCUUGAAAGAGUCCGUCUCUGAUGACUCUGUUGAUUUGGGCACCAGCACCAGGCACACUAGUGUUCUUGACAGCUUGGGACAAGCACCUGUCAGGCCAGUAAAGAAGGCUUCAGUGUCUGUGCCGUGGUGGCAGGAUGAUGAUGACAGUGAAGAGGGACCAGAAAAAGCCCCUAAACGCAGUUUUACUAAAAUUAAAAAGUCCCAAGCUGUGGACCCUCAGGUGGAAUCCAGACACAGAGAAAGCCCUCCUCUGGUCCCUAUUAAACCCACCCCUAAACCUCGUAGCAAAGCACUUGAUAGAGUGAUGCAGUUGUCCAGUCAGAGGGCAUUCCACAACACGAGUCCUGAACAUGAUGCAGUAAAUGAGAAGAUGCUAUCACCUGACCCUAGUUACUCUUUAGAGGAGCAGAGGGUCUCAGAGGAAGACUCUUGCUGCGUACCAAGUCCAGCAUCUGAUAACCCCUCCAGUACAUCAGGACACAAGAGUCCCAUUCACUCUGGUUCUGAUAAGUUGUCUGUGGAAUCCGAUGCUAGUGAUUCAGUCGAGAGAGCAGAUGGUAUGUCAUCAACAGGAAAGUCCUUCCUGAAGUCUCUAAGGAAGACUCCGUCCAUUAAGGAGGUGGAUGAAGAACAGCCAAAGGAGCUAUUCUUGGAGGAUAAAGGGAAUAGAGACCAAGUCAUCUUUAGCAGAGACAGUCUUGAGCCUGAAGAUUCUGUGAUGGUGUCUGGUAUGGUAUCAAGUGCAGGUGUUCUAGGGCUGGAUACAUUGGAUGAGGAUGAGAAUAUCAGGUUUUUAUCCAGCCUGAAGAAAGAAUCCUCUUCUUCCAUUGACUAUCCCAGAGUGAAUCAAGAACAGGAGCCAUCCACCCCCACCAGCCCACAAAGAAGAGAAGAAAUGGAUUCAACAAAUGAAGAAGGACAGAGAAAUAAUAAAGACUCUGCUGCAUCGCCUGCAUAUAGUGAAGAUUUUGAGGAAGAGGCCAGCGAGAAAAGUGACGAGGUGCCUCAAGAGAAGAAACCUGAAAGACAAGGGAUGCUGGCUAAAGUGUCACUGCAUGACUCUCUCAAUUCCAUGGAUGGAGCAUUGCCUCCUGCAGUUCCCAGUUUGGCACCGGGGAAAGAAAAAUGGCCAGACAUCAAACAAACAGGGACGCCAGCAUUGGAACCUGCAGUUCAAUCAUAUGGUCAGAGUGGAGGGAGUGAGAUGGAGGCACUGCAGGAGGCGUACAGGCAGAUCAGCAGCUCAGCAGGAGAGUGUGAGGACAAACGAGCCGAGGGCAGCAGGACGCCCCUCUCUCUCUCUACACUUCAGCCUUCCUCCACCGUGGAGUCAGAUUUACCCACUGCUGAGGAAUUGAUGCGUCCGAUUGGACCAGACUCUGGAUUCACCCGUGGCUUCUCUCUCCAUCCCAUAAUUGAGGCUGUGCCUCGAGGAAGCGAGAAUCACAGUCCAUUAAGGAUGUCUUCAGACGGGAGUCCUUUCAGUUCUGCUAAUGAGGGCUGUGGAGGGGGUAGUGCAGCUGGUCUUACAGGAGAUGAACAUCCAGCCUCUCUUCAAUACACUCAGAAGAGCAUUGCUGAGGAGAUCAAACGGCUGAUGCAGGAACAGGACAGCUCCUCCGUGGAACCACCUCCUGUCAAGCCCAAGAAGCGCCAGGUUCCUGCCAGAAACACAGCUUACUCUAGAAAAACUCCUGUUCUAUCAGCGAGGGCCAAAAAACCUGAGAGCAGGCCAUUACCCAGAGCACCUGCACCCAGCAGAACCAGCCAAGCUGCUAAAUCUCCAUCUCCUCUAACACAGAGGAAAACUCAGAACCAGCCGCUUAAAAAGACUCAAAACCUCAGCCAAACACAAACAGUCAAAGGUUUAGACACAAGGUUAGGACCAAGCAGUGAACUGGUUGCUACAUUCCUACAGCAUCAGGUUGAAGCCAUCAGUCUAUGGGAUAACAUCCCUCCUCGAGCAGACAGGAUCACACCCAAAGCAGUGACAGGACACCAGGUGAUGCAAGAGAACAUGGAUGGUGGUUCGACCUUUCAGCAGGAGCGCUCAUCACUGGAGCGCUUCCGUCUCCAGCUCGCACAAAAAGAGAGAGAGCUCCAUCUGAGGGAGGAACAAUUACGGGAGAAGCACAAGCAAGAGCUUGCAGCCCUCAGACAGGAGAACUACGUGUUACAGAGCAAGCUACACCUUGCCGAGGAGGCCAGUAACAAGCGAAAGUGGAGUUUUGGCGAAGCUUCGGACCCUGUGACUGAAGAGAAACUCAAGCUGAUAGAGAAAGAGAUGAAGGAACAGGAGACUCUGAUUCAGGGUUACCAUCAGGAGAAUGAGAAGCUUUAUCUGCAAAUGAAAGCGCUCCAAGCUCAAAGCAAACAAAACGAGGAGGCUUUGUUCAUGGAGAACCAGAGACUUCUCACUGAGCUUGCCCUCACCAGGGACCGACUGAACAUGAACAGCAUUCAAAGAACCGGAGCGAGAAGCAUUGCUGACCAAAGCUUCAACAUUGCAGAUUUGACAAGUCAGGUACAAGCCGCACAGAAAAAGGAGGAGCGACUGCUAGAUGAGAUCCACAGGCUAAAACAGGAGAAACAAGCGCUGCAUGUAGACCUGGAGAUGAUGAGGAAAGAGCGGGACCUUGCCAGAGUUCAGGCUGUCUGUACAUCAGGUGAUAAAGGUUUCGAGCUAAAGAUGCUCCAGGAAAAACAUAGAGAGGAAGUCACAGAGCUGAAGAAGAGACUGCAGUGGUAUGCCGAAAACCAGGAGCUACUAGAUAAAGAUGCGGCCAGACUCCGAGCCGCCACCGCCGAGACUCAUAUGCUCACUGAGCAGGUGGAAAAGCUAAAAAUGGAGGUCAGCAAGAGGGCCAGUGAGCAACAAAGAAAGGCAAAAGAGAGAGCGGGUGAAGCUAAAAGAAUCCAGGACCUGGAACGACAGCUCAAACAGAUGGAAGAGCUCUUGAAACGCAGGCAUCCAAACUCCCUGCCAGCCCUGAUCUUGGCCGCUGCGUCUACCGGAACAGAAGAUAAUGGAUUGGAUGUUCGUCCCCCAACUGCCCCUCAUUCCUCCCAGACAGCAGCUCUGUUGGAGAGACGUGUCCAUCGACUGGAGGCGGAGCUAGAGGGCCACGAUGAAGCAGCCAAACGCAGUCUCAGAGCAAUGGAACAAGAGUAUCACAGAAUCAAACUGCAGUAUGAACAGCAGAUCUCAGAUCUGGAGCAGCGAUUGGCUGAGAAGAACCAGAACAAUCAAGUCAUCUCAUCAGAAUUGUCUGCGUCACAAACUCAAGGGUUGAAAGCAGAGAUGGAGCAAGUGAAGAAGGCCUAUCAGAAGCAAGAGAGUUCCCUCAAGGCAGAGGUGGCAUCUCUGCAAGAACAACUCCGCCAGGCCCAGUCUUUGACGCAAGCAGACAAGCCUGCCCGCAGCCCCUCACGCCACCAGCUCAAUGCAGAGGCAGCACAAGCAACCCGCAUUGAGAGACUGACCCAGGAACUGAGCUCCAAGAGCCGCACCAUUCAGGAGCUCAGCCGUACUGUAGAGCGCCUGCAGAGGGAGAGGAGAACCAUGCUGUCAGGUCCUGGCUUCGAACGUGCCACCAAUGAGCACAAGCGACAUUUGGGUACAGCCAAAGAGCCCAAAAAACCUGCAGCUGAGACUUUCCCCCCUACCCAAGAUGAGAAAGACUAUCAUCCCGGAGCGUUCUCAGGAUCACACAUCUCAGAGGUGCAACUGGAGAAUGAUAGUUUUAGGAUGAGAUUGGAACAGCUAGAGAUACAGAAAGAACAAGAGAAAGCUUCCUUGCAGGCUGCAGUCGCACGUGCACAGAGUCAGCUCCUCAGGAUUCAGGAGCAGAAUGCUGAGCAGCUUGCCUCGGUCAAGGCUGAGCAUCAUAAAGAGAUUGAACGCCUCCUGGCUUGCCAUGCCCUUGAGCAUUCCUCCUCCAAAGUCGCUGAACUCACCAGUCAAGUGAACACACAGGAGAUCAUAGUGCAGCAUUUACAGGGGCAAGUGAAGGAGCUCCAAGGAGCCAAAGAUGCUCUGGCUGUGUCUAAGAUCAGAGAGGAAACCCUGCAGAAUCAGCUGUCUAAACUUCUUGAAGAGCUGAAACAGGCCAAAGAAUCUCACAGUCCUGAACUACGACACUUCACUAGCCUGGAGCAGAAGAUUCAGUCCAUGGAGCUCCGUUAUAUUCAGCGUGAGAAACAGCUUCAACAGGUGAUUGCAGACACACGGCGGGUGGUGGAACAAGAGCAGCAGGGUGAGGUGGAGCGCUGGAAGAGACUCGCUCAAGGCAGGGCUAAAGAGCUGGAGGUCUUCAGACUGGAGCUGGACUCCAUACUGGACGUGCUUCGUGAACUCCAGAGACAGGGUGUAGUCAUUCCCAUCCCAGAACACACCUCCACCACCACCCACACAUACCUGCCCCUCCGAUCCUGAGUUGUCUUUGCAUCACUCAGAACACUCAAAUCUCUAUGUCUCUGGCUAGCAGAAUUCCUGUGACAGAACUAAUCAUUGAUUUAAAUCUGUGGGAAUAUUUAUGAUUAUAUAUUGUAAAAACCUUAUUUAAUUAUUGUCAAGGAACAUGCAGGGUUUGUAACAUCAAAUACAAACAAUUUGGUGUUAGUAAUUUGUAGCAUAAUCCAAAUGUUAUGUAAUAUUAAAGGUAAUUGUUAUUUGCA
This is a messenger RNA of Cyprinus carpio (common carp), 4925 nucleotides long. It is a transcript of the gene cep162, whose product is annotated as centrosomal protein 162. Bases 199 to 4683 code for a protein of 1494 amino acids. Gene Ontology annotation, biological process: cilium assembly. Gene Ontology annotation, cellular component: centriole; centrosome; axonemal microtubule. The record is from RefSeq and is a predicted model, not a curated record. Lineage: Eukaryota; Metazoa; Chordata; Actinopteri; Cypriniformes; Cyprinidae. The transcript has 28 exons.